This is a messenger RNA of Dacryopinax primogenitus, 315 nucleotides long. RefSeq lists its product as uncharacterized. The transcript has a single exon. NCBI's taxonomy places the organism in Eukaryota, Fungi, Basidiomycota, Dacrymycetes, Dacrymycetales, Dacrymycetaceae. The record is from RefSeq and is a predicted model, not a curated record. Bases 1 to 315 code for a protein of 104 amino acids.
AUGUCUCUUCUUGGUGCCGAAGGACCAGAUUCUAACGGGAACUAUCUCAUUCCAUGUCAGUCGACCAUGACCUGGAACUUUUACGGCUCUCAAAUGCGAAAUUACACAUUCAACCUCGCGGACACGACAACUGAUAACGGAAGCGGGUUUUGCAAUCCCUCUGCCAAUGAUGCUGGUGACACCACGAACUGGAUAACUGGUGCCCCAUUCCUCCAUCAAUACUACAUUGCUUUCCACUACGCGGCGAACCUGAUGGGGUUCGCAACGCGGAAUCUGGGUGCCAGUGCUGCGCAUAGCUCGCCAUACUUCAGCUAA